AUAUACCGCUACUCCAGCAGUGCUAAACCAGGCCUAACUCUAUCAGGAGAAUUCAAGAACAAAUUAUACACUGAUAAAGGAGAAACAGAGGAAGUGCAGAGCAGAGCAGCUCAAGAACAAAGUAUAGAGCAGUUUAGAGCACAUUGAAGAGCAGAGCAUUGUGGAGAAAAAAUAGAAGAGAACUGAGAAACUAUGAUUUUCUCAAAUUUUAUUUUAGUUGGUUUUAUCCUCAGUCCAUCUUCUGGUAUUGACCUACCAUUCCGUCCUGGUCAACAGGCCUGUAUCUGCCCUUCCACACCUUUUGUAGCUCCCAUAGGAAGAUUACUUUGGGGAUCCAAGUGCUGUAGAAGCCUGAUAAGCACUUCUACAACCUCAACUACAGCUGGUACGGCUUCUACUACUACUUCUUCUACUACUUCUUCUACUACUUCUUCUACUACUACUUCUUCUACUACUUCUUCUACUUCUUCUACUACUUCUACUACUUUUACUACUGCUGUUACAGCUUCUACUACUUCUUCUACUGCUCCUCCAUCUGAUUGCUCUUGUUCUGGAAGCACUGCUGUUCUACUUGGAGGAGGGAAAACAGAAACCUAUCCUUGUAGUUCACAAACUAUAGAUGAUAUAGAAAACUUAAUUUAUCCAGGAGCUUCUGUUUUAAAUAAUCAGAUUUAUGUUUGUGGUGGGUAUGAAAAUGUCAGUGUAGGCAUAGGCAGUAAUAAAUGCUUUAGAAAUGAAGGUGGGAUGUGGGUAAAUGCUACAAACAUGAAUGUUGGAAGAUGGUUGUUUUCAAUGAACAAUGUGGGCUCACAAAUUUUGGUCACGGGGGGACAAUCAAAUAUUUCAUCUCUGAGUACUUUAAACAACCUUGAAUUAUUUGAUGGUGAAAUAUGGCAAGAGCUCCCAUUUAAUUUAUCCUAUGCUUUCUCUUAUCAUUGUGCUGUUACUAUCAGUGAAACAGAAAUUGUUAUAAUUGCCGGUUUUAUUAAUUUAGGUCAGGUUGUAAUUGAAAAGUAUGAUAUAUUUAAUGGUCUUGUUCAAACUAACUUUUCAAGCUUUCCGGACUCAACAUAUAUAUAUGGACAUGCCUGUACUUUAUUUCAAGGGGAGAUUAUUGUUGCUGGUGGAUAUCCAAGUUUAAAAAAGGUGUAUGCUUUAGAUCUUACAACAUUAGCCUGGAGAUCAUUACCUGAUUUAAACUAUGAUCACUAUCAGCAUACAAUGGAAGUUGUAAAUGGACAAUUAAUUGUGUUUGGGGGAGUACUUUCAACUGAUUCUACGGAAUUAGAUUAUUUGGAAAGGUAUGAUGGCAACACCUGGAUUGCGGAAAAUUUGAACUAUACUCAUGCUUACCAUGCUUCUGUUGUUGUCCCUUGCCAAUAAAACCUGUCAGGUAGGGUUUCCACCAAAUGGCUAUAUUUAUUUGCAAGAACGACUAUAACAAAAUUGCGGAAUUGCUCAAAACUAAAGUUGCGGAAUAGGGCAAUAUUGCGCGAAAUGACUUUUGCCAAUGAUUGCGCAAAUUCCGGGUUUUUGCGUAAAACGAAAGCAAAAUUUAGCUUUUCGUUCUGCAAAAAUUGCGUAAAAAUUUUGUGAAGGGAAACCCUACUGUCAGGGAUAUAUAUAAUUUCCGUUUGUGUUAAAAGUUACAUUUUCAUUUAGAUUUUAUAUUAUCUGUCAAAGUUUAAAUUUGAAAACUUAGAUAAUUAAAACUUCUUAUUUUGUUAUUUUGUAUGCCUGUAUUUUUUUGUAUUAAUUAAAAGUACAGUUUUACUUGUGGAGAAUUUUACUUUAAUUGUAGAAUUUUUUUAACAGUUUGAAUAAAGCAAUUAUUAGAUACAAAGGCUUUUAGGGUGCUUCGCGCCCAUCUUUUUUUUCAACUUUUGAUUGUGGCUUUAUCUAGGGCUGGGCGCAUCUGUUAUCUGUUAUCUGUUAGCAUCUUCUCUUUGUACUGUAUAAAAAUUAAAAUUAAAAUUUGCGGAUUUCAU
This is a messenger RNA of Eurytemora carolleeae, 1988 nucleotides long. RefSeq names its product kelch-like protein 12. The transcript has 4 exons. NCBI's taxonomy places the organism in Eukaryota, Metazoa, Arthropoda, Copepoda, Calanoida, Temoridae. Bases 193 to 1383 code for a protein of 396 amino acids. The record is from RefSeq and is a predicted model, not a curated record. Gene Ontology annotation, molecular function: protein binding.